Molecule: messenger RNA, 2754 nt
Organism: Pseudogymnoascus verrucosus
Lineage: Eukaryota; Fungi; Ascomycota; Leotiomycetes; Thelebolales; Thelebolaceae
Exons: 1
Coding region: 496-2493 (665 amino acids)
Source: RefSeq, a predicted model, not a curated record
CAUUAAACUUUCCAGAGCACAUCACAACUGUAUUAUUGUAUGAUUCACGGCGUAAAAGUCGUAGGAUUCGCAAUUGUUGAAUUUAUUUAACCUUGUGUGUAUAAUAUUGAAGCUUCAUUGCCCAAGUACCCCCAUGAAAAGUUGACUUGACAAUGCCAUCAAGGUACCAUGGAUGGGAUGAGACAGCUGUCAGAACUCCAACUUCCCUUGAAAAUGACCGCCAGUUGAAUGGGUUGAGGCUCUAUUCUGCCAAAUACUACCGCAUAAUAUUAAUGGCGGUUUAGGUAUUUGGAGCCUGAUGGCUCACCUCCCUCUUAUCGAGCGCCAUCGUUCACCCCCGUCAACCAGCCUGUGCAAUCGGGCUGGGGAAAGAAUAGCGAUGCACUUUACGAUAUCCCUCAGGACGAUGAUCCAUUGCCUGUUUCUCAACUUCCCCAAAAACGAAAGCGGCAGUCAACGGUCUCUACUCGAAACAAAAGCGCGCCUGCGGUCCAUAUGAAGAAACCACGGCGUAAAGACGAUAGCCCGCUUUCAAAAAGAUUCGCAUAUAUACCUACACCCGACAAGCACAAUUUAUCACAGCCAUCCUUGCCGCAUGGUGCGAAGAAAUCUGCCUCGCGAAGAACGAACUCAGCUCUGUCAAAGCAGACCAAAGUUUUCCCCAACACAAGCAUCAGCAAACCAAAUGCACAACGACCAUAUGACGAGGCACAUCUCAAGAAGAGCACAGAAUUCACAAUAAAUGCACCUUCUACACUUGACAAGAUUGCUCAGGCUGGGCAUAUUGGGCUCGGGCAAACCACCCUGGAAAAACUGGCCGCGUUUAGGUUCAAAACACCUGCUGUCAAUGCGGAAUUGGACCAAGCUACCUUGGACCAGGCCAUGUCAUUGAACCGACCCACAGACACGGCGAAUUUAGAGACACACUUAUUUGCCCACGAGCAAAGUAUAAGGAAUGGAAAAAAUGACAAUUAUACUUUGCCAGCGCCCGAGGACGCUCUGUCGCCGGUCGAGCAUGAAGUAUACGCAGACGUGUCUCACCAAACACCUCAUGCACUUGCUACUUCGGGAGAGCCCGAAGAUGAUUUUGACGAUCUUUUUGCCGAAAGCGCCAAUUUCUCUUGCUCCACGGAAGCUCGAGCUUAUGUCAAAAAUUAUGGUAGUGUUAGCAACAGCAUUCCGCAGCAAGACCAUUCAGAAUCUUUCGAAGUCAGUUCCAGUAUCUACAGAGAUUCCGCUUUCGGUACUGAAAUGAACAAUUCAUCAAAUAUCAGGAGGCAUGAAGCUUCUUGCGAAGGUUGGGAUGAAGGUUUGGACGACGAAGAUUUCGCUCAGUUCAAUAUCGACGAUCUUGCCUUACCCAAUAUACUCCCAACUCCUCGUACGCUGCCUCACAAGGCCUCCGUCCAUUUUCCUGCUGAGCAUGGAAGCGAUGAUUUUGAUGACGGCGUUGCUGAUGACGAUUUGAUGGAAAUUAUGGCGGAACAUGAGAACGUCCAUAACUAUGCUCGACAUCAAGCGACCACAUCUCCUGACAACGGCGUCAAAUCAAGUGCUCGGUUCAAGAAUGCCUCCCGAUCCUCUUCGAGGCUGCAAAGCACCCAUGAUGAAUAUUUCAUGGAUGAUACAGAUGAAGCCGAACUGGCUAACCUGGCAGAACAAGAUAAUCCGGUAAUCGUCGAGACCCAUUCAUCCCCAAGCAACUGGACUGAAUCCGACGUGAGAUCCCGGGAUAGGGAAGUAUAUGAUGAGAAACUUACCUAUUCUUCUCCGUCGAUCAAGCACAGUGACAAUAUAAUUAACAGCAAUCAGCUACGAGUCCAGCCCAGCGUCGAGUCAUUAGCAGAGCCAGAAGACUGGUCCUUUCUCAAUCACAAUCCCGCUGUGCCAAAGAACAUUGAGUCCCUUCGCAAUAACGCUCCACAAACCGCACUCCCAAUGACCCCAGGGCCAUCUGGUCCCAGCUCAGCGAACGAUGACAGCCACGAGUAUAUCCCCCUCACACCUUUCGCGCGCUCUCCAUUUCCAGAAAAAGUCUCCAACUGUUCUGUCAUCCCAGGUCUCACAACUUGCACAAUACUUCGCACCUGCUUUCGCAUUGGGGAAUGCAUACGAGCGGGUUCCUUCUGCAACCGCCUUAACCAAGACGCCAUCAUUGAGCUUUUUUGCCGCGUAACCUUCUCAUCUCGAGAAGAUGGGACGCACAAGCAGAUUUUCCAGUUUGCGGAUGUUUUCCACAACAGCCCUCCUUUCGUGAAUGGUGUUUUGGCGAAUUACCUGGUAUCAGCGUUGCAGGAGAGAGAAAGUAGGGAGCUUUUGACGGGGAAUUGUGAAGAGCCCGGGAUGGUGAGAUGUUUGGGGAGGCUGAAGGCACAGGUGGGAGGAAACGGGUGGAUGUUGCAUGUGGACAACAUUCGCAAGUCUGACUGGGAGGAAGUGAGGUGGACAAGAAGAAUUGUGGGUGUUCAGGAGGCGAGGAAAGACCAGGAGUGAUUUGAGACCAAAAUUGUUAAAAUUGCUAGGUCGGUGACGGAUUGGAGGAUGAUUUUGCGCGAUUUUUGCUAUUUUGAACAAUUUGCUAUGGCAGGAGUCCAGACUAAUGUUCUUAGCUCAUACUAACUAUCAAAGCAGAUAUAGAGGAAGCAGGCUUGAAAAUUGGAGUUAUUUGCAGCGUAUAGCUUGCCAUGCGGCCCAGAGACAGAUUAGAUACAAGUGAUAGCAUAUAGAUAGCCUCAACAACUCAUAUCGUAUUCA